Messenger RNA from Cylindrotheca closterium, 1587 nucleotides. The record is from the annotation of a GenBank genome assembly. NCBI's taxonomy places the organism in Eukaryota, Bacillariophyta, Bacillariophyceae, Bacillariales, Bacillariaceae.
AUGGCAUCCUCUCUCUCCAACAAUCCUUUCGCAAGACGAGCACGUCUACCAUGCUUCAACAACGAUGAUGGUCAAGCACCAAAAGACAAGAACACUCCAAAUCACUUUCAAAUGCCUGGGAAUAGUAAUAUCAACGAUGCCAUCACCAUCAAGCCUGCAAUGAAAGAAACAGAAGAGCUCCUCGCUUCAGAGAUGAGUCAAUUGUCGGUGCAGGAGCGGUCUAAGGCAAUGGACGACCUACACUGUGUAGGAGUAGAACUCCAAGAGACGACUGAAAUGAUUCAGAAAUCGCUUGCGGAGUUUGAAGAGGCAGUUCAGAAGGAACGAAACCCAAUCUAUAAGAUGGCCAUCAAUCAGAACAGAGCUUACGAGGAGGACCCUACGUUUCGUCUGAGGUUCUUGAGAGCCAAGCUAUAUAAUGUUCGUGAAGCGGUUCGGACGAUGAUUAGCUUUCUCGAGUAUAAAGCGAAAUACUUCGGUGAUGACAAGGUUGCUCGGGAUAUAACAUUGGAUGAUCUGAGUGAGGAGGACAAGCAACUGAUGCUAUCAGGCCUGUUUCACAUCCAAGAUGGGAGAGAUCGAAAUGGGAGACUUAUCGUACAUUUUUUCGGCAAACUGCUCAGUCGAUGUAAAGCUGAUAACCUGAUUCGCAUCGGCUACUACAUCAUGUAUAGCAUAUUGUCCUCCAUUCCGGAUGUACAAAAGAAGGGAAUUGUUGCAAUCUAUAACGAUACUACGCAACCCGGGGAAAAGUUUACAAUGCCUGAAUUCAACUUCAUUAAAGAAAGCCAAGGAUUCUUUGCUUCGGUGCCUACUCGAUAUUCUGGCAUGCACUACUGUCUACAAGCCAAGUCACGUAAUCUUAUGGUGAACAACGCCCUUGUCAGUCUAUUUCUGAAAGGACUGCCUCAACAUGAUCGCGUGAGAACUCGAAUACAUUAUGGGUCCAUCAUGGAGCUUCGUUACCAGCUCCAAAGUUUUGGUAUUCCCUUGUCCACGAUACCGUUUGGAGUACAAGGUAACAUUCGUAAUGACAUUCUGAAUGUCUGGCUCGACAGGCAUCUCGAAGAGACCAAUCAAAGGAUUCGCUUCUACCAACCCGACGCCGCUUGGGGCUGGUCUCAAGACAUGGAGAUAGAAAGCAAGCGUUCGAAGCAGCCGCAGCAUGGGCACUGUGAUAAGAAUGAAGAUGAUGCAAUAGAGGCUUUAGGGAUGGAAGUCCACGACUCGAUGUGGGCAUCAUCAACUGAAGUGGGUCCAGAUGAUGCUGUGCCGAUGAAUCGUACCACAGGGCCAAUAGAACCGACCGAGAUGGAUGUUUUGUUUGGAAAAGGGUAUCGGCUACAGUUGCAUCCUGGCAAUGUCCGUUUUCGAGAGUUCCUAGAGCAGCGUCGAGGCGAAUAUGAGGGUACUCCGCGACAGAACAGACGAGAUAUUGCAAUCAAGUUCGCGCAAAUGCUUCGGAACAACGGUGUUCGAUUUCUCCAGAAAGCCGGAUCUGAAGAAUGGGUAGAGAGCGAUAGUGCACAAGCAGAGACGAAGGUUGCUCAGUUCUUUCGAGAGCUGCGAAAGAAAAGGUCAAAAUAA